This is a messenger RNA of Thalassophryne amazonica, 2469 nucleotides long. It is a transcript of the gene ugt5g1, whose product is annotated as UDP glucuronosyltransferase 5 family, polypeptide G1. Bases 106 to 1695 code for a protein of 529 amino acids. NCBI's taxonomy places the organism in Eukaryota, Metazoa, Chordata, Actinopteri, Batrachoidiformes, Batrachoididae. Gene Ontology annotation, molecular function: UDP-glycosyltransferase activity. The transcript is spliced from 2 exons. The record is from RefSeq and is a predicted model, not a curated record.
GAAAGUCAAAACGAGAAGACAGGCGCAGUCAAACUCAGCAAAACUGAGCUAAAUUCACGGAAAUUCUUAGCAAGGCUACUGGCGAAUCAACAAAAACGUUGACGGAUGAUGCAACGGCUCUUCCCUGUAUUCAUGACAACACUCUUCUUCAUGAUGCACAAGCCGGAUGCUUGUAAUGGCAGCAAGAUUCUGGUGGUACCCCUUGACGGCAGCCACUGGAUCAACAUGGAGGUGAUUCUCCGAGAGCUACACUCCAGAGGCCACAAUAUCACAGUACUGCACUCUGCCAACAGCUGGUACAUCCCAGGUAAUUCUUCCAUUUACACAUCUGUUCAUGUGCACAUGCUGGAGGAUGAGGUCGAUAAGAACUUUUACAAUGAAAUGCUGCUCAACGUUAUGGAAUGCCGCAAAUUGCCGGGUUUUAUGCACUCCUUCUGCCAGCAGCACUUGAUCACAUCCAUGUUCUCGGUGGGCCACAACAUUAUUGCCAGAGCAUUGGCCACAAUGAUGGAUGACCCAGUUUUUAUGAAGAGGCUCCAGGAUGCCAAGUUUGAAGUGAUGUUAACUGACCCAGGAAUACCUAUAGGAGUCCUUCUGGGUGCCUUUCUCCAGCUUCCAAUGGUUUUUAAUGUGCGAUGGCUUAAUACCGGAGAGUGCCAUUCCACUAUAGCACCUUCACCUCUGUCCUAUGUCCCAGUGUCGGGCACUGAGCUUCAUGAUAAGAUGACUUUUCUGGAAAGGCUCAGGAACUCCUUACAUUAUCUUCAUAGUGUUGUUGAACAAUAUUUUAUCAUUAACCCCCCCUAUUCAGAUCUGCUCAGGCGGCAUUUCCCUGCUGGCACGGACUUGCUCUCCCUGCAGCGUAAUGCCGCUAUAUGGCUAGUGAGGUCAGAUUUCGUCUUUGAGUUUCCACGACCCACCAUGCCCAAUGUGGUCUACAUCGGGGGGUUCCAGUGUAAACCAGCCCUCCCUCUUUCUACUGAGCUGGAAGCCUUUGUACAGAGCUCCGGAGAACACGGGGUGGUCAUCAUGUCUCUGGGGACACUUGUAUCCGCCCUGCCACAUGAAGUGAUGAACGCCAUCGCAGCUGCUUUCGCUAUGCUCCCUCAGAAGGUGGUGUGGAGGUUUGAGGGUCCACCACCUCCAACUUUAGGGAGCAACACUCUGCUUGUGAAGUGGUUGCCUCAGAACGACCUCUUGGGACACCCUAAAACGCGAGCAUUCGUAACACAUGGAGGCACCAACAGCGUCUAUGAGGCCAUCUACCAUGGUGUUCCUGUUCUGGGGUUGCCACUCCUUUUUGACCAGUUCGACAACCUGCUCCGCCUGAAGGUCCGCGGUGCAGCCUGUUUGGUGGAGGCCAAAUCACUCACCAAGCAAGAAUUCCUGGAAGCUAUGAAGGAAAUCCUGGAGACACCUUUCUACCGCAACAACAUGCAACAUCUCUCAAAGCUCCACAGGGACCAGCCAAUAUCUCCUAUGGACGCAGCCAUCUUUUGGAUCGAGUAUGUUAUCCAGAACAAAGGAGCAGCCCAUCUGUGCUCGGCAGCUUUUAGCCUGCCUUGGUACUCCUACCACAGCCUAGAUGUGGCUGUUUUUGUCUUGGCCCUUAUUGGUACCUCUGUUUGUAUUAUAGUUUCAAUGUGUUGGUGUCUCUGCUGUCAGAAGUACAAUAGAAAAAUUAAAUCAGAAUAAAUUAUUUGGACACAACUCCUGCCUUAGCGUUUUCUGAGGUUUCUGGAAAGAUGCUGCUUCAUGUUUUAAUGAAUUAAUGGCUUUGAGAUCCAGAUUCAUGAUCUGAGAUGAAGAUGUUGAAACACAUCAACACAUUUAAAACUAUACUAUAGUCUUGGAUUUUUGAGGAGGGAAAAGCAGGAAAAAAAUCUCAUGAAACUCUGAAUGUAUUUAUUACUUGCAUGUUUAUUAAAGUUACGACAAACAUUGCAGCAUUUUACUUAGCAUGCAUAUAAUUAUCAUAUCAUUACUUAUAAUUCUUUACUAUCGGUGGACAAGUGAAGACCGCUAAAUUGGCUUCAAGACUUAUUCAAGAUGCCGUCCAAAAAUAGCUGCCAAAAUAUAUACAUACUAUUAUGAAUUUUAUUGCUUGUUACUGUGAUGUAUGUUAGGAACAUUUUAAUGGAAAUUUUUCAUUCGGUGGCCAUUUUGGACGCCAUUUUGAAUUUAAAUGUCAUGAAGGGAAUUUUUUUAUAUAUACGUGUAUUUACUGUGAUGUAAAAUUUUCUUUUCAUAGAAUCUUUUCCAAAAGUAAUUUAUAUGCUGUUUUAAUGGAUUUCUUUUUCCAAACUAUAUGCAUAUGAAUAAAAAAGACAUUGAAGGUGGCAUCUAUUUAUUAUUUUUGGUAAUGCUGAUGAAUGUGUUUUGAGUUUGUCAAAGGAGCCUAAAAUUUGGUUUGGUUUAGGGUGGGGGGGGGGGGGGGGGUCACAGGGGGGUGAUCCUAGUUUCCCUACU